Messenger RNA from Manihot esculenta (cassava), 1348 nucleotides. Its product is annotated as zinc finger protein 10. The record is from RefSeq and is a predicted model, not a curated record. The transcript has a single exon. NCBI's taxonomy places the organism in Eukaryota, Viridiplantae, Streptophyta, Magnoliopsida, Malpighiales, Euphorbiaceae. The coding region runs from base 219 to 1133 and encodes 304 amino acids.
GUUUCGUUUACUACACAGUGGACUGUGUUAGACCUACCAGAGGAGACCAAGUAGUUACAGUAAGACAAAGAAGGUAGGGUACCCACCAAGUCUACACAUCUUCUCUUAGCAAUCAUGUAAAGACUUUAUCUUCUCCCUUCUUCUCUUUCUCAUGCUUGCUGCAAAAUCCUGUAUCUUGUUGAAACUUUUAAGAGUCAAUCUCUUGAUAUAGUAGCUUUAUGGAGCAAGCACAGUUCUGGAUGUGGACAAAGCGAAAACAGAGUUCCAGUUCUCAUAUCCAAGCUUCAACUCGCUCAUCAUAUGAUGAUUCAUGGGAAGAACAAGCUUUUGCAGAAGACGCAGCUGGACCUUUAGGAGGCUGUAUAUGGCCUCCAAGAUCUUAUUCUUGCAGCUUUUGUAGAAGAGAAUUCAGGUCUGCUCAAGCUCUUGGGGGUCACAUGAAUGUUCAUAGAAGGGAUAGAGCUAGACUAAAAGAAUCUCCAGGUCCCCAUAAUGAACUUCUUCAUCAUGACCAUCAAAACAAUCACAAUCUCUUUCAAAAUCAAUAUUCAUCUCUGGGUUUUCAAUGCCCAUCUCAGAUUUGUACCUUGGUUUACAGCCCUAACCCUAAUACUGAUCCUGGUGUAAUCGCAUCGCCAUCUUCAACUUCUAAGCUUUCAAUUACAUCCACUCAAGGGAAUUGUACUGAAAAGAACUUUUUCCCUUCUUUUUCUUCUUCUGCUUUCAAAGAAGAACCUGACAGGAAGAACCCCAGAUCUUCACCUCCAUCAUGGCCGAACUCUCCUAAGGACAGAUGUUACAGCAUCUCAGAUCCCAGGAAAGAAGGAGACAAGAAUUCAAGAAUCGUAGAAUCAGGAUGUAGAGCUAAGAUAGAUUAUGUCAAAACUGAUCUGUCAGUGAGCUUGAAUUUGGUUUUUCGACGAGCUUGCCCAGCCAUAUCAUCAGACGGUGAUGAGGAGGAGGAUGCUGUCUGCAAAAGAAGGAAGACAAGGCCAUCAUCAUUACCUUUCUUGAUGAAGUCGAAUUCAGUUGAUAAACAUCAUAUCCAGUCCGAGGUAAUUGAAAUUAGCCCUUGCUCUAUAGAGGAAUUGGAUCUUGAACUCAGGCUUGGCGACAGGCCUAAGGUAAAGUAGUUGCAGAACUCAAGCACCAUCGACAUAUAAUUAUAUAUUUUACUUGUCUCGUCUUCUUUACAUUUUGCUUAAUUCCCUCUUUUCUUGCUUUGAGUUUAUGGCAUCUCGUAGUGCUCAUGAAUUCACAAGGUGCAUGUAACAAUAAUAACAAGAAAAGUAUGACAGGAAAUCAAGAAAGGUUCAUCUAUAUAUCUUCACACUCUUUGUUAUUGAUC